Messenger RNA from Notothenia coriiceps (black rockcod), 1245 nucleotides. RefSeq lists its product as uncharacterized. The coding region runs from base 477 to 1187 and encodes 236 amino acids. The transcript is spliced from 6 exons. Gene Ontology annotation, biological process: DNA repair. Gene Ontology annotation, molecular function: DNA binding; catalytic activity. NCBI's taxonomy places the organism in Eukaryota, Metazoa, Chordata, Actinopteri, Perciformes, Nototheniidae. The record is from RefSeq and is a predicted model, not a curated record.
CCUUGGUUUUGUGCUUAAGUGGUGGUCUAGUCUCCUCUGAAAUUGGGUUGAAUUGUAGAUACGUUUCUCUUUGUUGUUCACUUGUCUGUGGGCGUGUUGUUGGCUGCUAACAGCUAAACUCCUGCACAGUGUUUUCACCAUAAACAUGACAGGAAUGUGAUGCUAAUGCUAGCUGGCUAACCUAGCUACCGACUACUUUUGCAAAGACGAAACGCGCACGACUCAAGUUUCACAAUUAUGUCGGACAACUAGAGACAUAUUUAAAUAAUAUAUCCAACUGGGGUACAAUGUCUAUGCAAGGUAAAUAAUAGAGUAUUUUAGGAGGACAAACCUUCUGAAACUGUUGCUCACUGCUUGCGGCACCGGAAGUAGUAUUUUGCACUGUCAUCUCGCGAGAAUUCCGUUACGGAAGCAUCGACACUACUACAAUUCAUUCAGGAGUCUUCUGAAGGUGAUGGUGUGAUCUCUCUGCAGCCAUGAGUUCUCUGUUUUCUUGUGAGGAACCAAACACAUGGAGGACAGUGUUUGGCAAAUACUGGGAUGUAGUGGAGGCCAAAUCCAAAAGCAAGAAACCUGGAAAGCUGCUGGACCUCGAAAAGUGGUACCAAGAGGAGCUGCCGACACUCAUUUCAAGUCGCCCUGACAAACAUGUCACUCAGUCGGAGCUGGUGAGACUGAUGGAGUGGAAGCUCACUAGAGGGAAGUUCAGGCCGAGGCUGCAGCAGCUGGUGGCGUCCAACAGUGAGGACACCGUGGAGAGGAGCUCCAGAAAGGCCUUCAGCCUCCUGCCUGACGUGAAGGCAGCCAUCGCAGAGCUCAGCUCCCUGAAAGGAGUCGGCCCAGCCACUGCCUCAGCUGUGUUGUCGGCAGGAGCUCCAGAACAGGCUGCGUUCAUGUCAGAUGAAGCCAUGGAGAGCGUGCCGGGCCUGAAGCCCAUCCAAUACACAGCCAAGCACUACGCUCUGUACCUGGGCAAAAUGGUCCAGUGUACUGAGAAACUAAACAAAGCGGACCCCCUGCAGGACUGGACCCCCCACAGGGUGGAGAUAUGUCUGUGGGCGCAGGCUACAGCCAAACAGCAGCAGAUCCCCCUCCUGGAGGAGGAAGAAGUGACGACGAGAGUGAAGAAGAACCGCUCAGAACCCGACGCUGACCAGAGACCAGGGAAGAGGCUCAGAACAAAAUGAACACUUCUACAUUGAACUUUCUUUUGUUUCUGUUUUCAAAUUAAUAAAGGCUUUAUAU